AUUUGUGGUUAAGCUGAAAAGUCAAACGCAAUCACCGUAACCGACAACUCCAGGAGAGAAUAAUAAAAAUAAUAGUAAUAAUAAUAAUAAUAAAAAAUCAAAUAAGAAAAAAUUAAUAGUUGAAGAAUCCAUCAUGUCGAGUCUCGAGUUUCAACGAGUUGUACGUUCCACAACCAACCACCACAUCAACAACACGCGCUGGAUUCGUUAAAGUCGUCACUUCCGACUCCCUCCAUUAUUAUUAAGUUGAAGAAGGAGAGCUUCCUUCCCACUUCCGACGUCAUCCUCUCUCUCUCUCUCUCUCUCUCUCUCUCUGCACCCACAUACACAGUACGCCUUUUUCCAAUAUUUUCAGCUGCCUACCUUCUUCAGGUAACCACCAGUUGUUAUUAUUAGGUUUGGAGGAGAUUGUUUUGGGCGUUUUGUUUGGUGUGGAAUUUGGACUUUGUUUAGUUUUGUUUAGUUUUCAAUGGAGGUCAUGUCUCACUCCUCCAGCUUCUUGAUCCCUGCGAUACCGCCGGAUCAACGCUCUUCUCUGACCUACGCACUCGUUGUGCUUAACCAAAGCCUCCCCAGAUUUGUUCCCCUCCUCUGGAAGCACGCACAACUUCGCUUGUGUGCCGAUGGAGGAGCCAAUCGCGUCUACGAUGAACUCCCUUUGCUCUUCCCUCAUGAAGAUGCUCUUGAUGUUCGCAAUAGGUACAAGCCUGAUGUUAUUAAGGGGGACAUGGAUUCAAUCAGAACAGAGGUUCUAGAUUUUUAUACAAACAAUGGGACCAAGAUUAUGGAUGAAUCUGAUGAUCAGGACACCACGGAUUUGCAUAAAUGUGUAUCAUAUAUAUGUGACUUCGCACCAAACCUGGACAAGUCUAGUCUAUGCAUUCUUGUUGCUGGAGCACUUGGCGGACGGUUUGACCAUGAGAUGGGAAACAUCAAUGUCUUAUGUCGAUUUUCAUCCAUUCGAAUAGUACUUUUAUCAGAUGAUUGUCUCAUCCACCUUCUUCCCAGAACUCACCAUCAUGAAAUCCAUAUUCAGUCUUCUACUGUAGGCCCGCACUGUGGCCUCAUUCCUGUUGGAAUGCCAUCUGGAAGUACCACAACCACUGGACUUGAAUGGGAUCUUCAUGAAACGGAGAUGAGGUUUGGUGGUUUGAUAAGUACAUCAAAUAUUGUCAAGGGAGAGAAAAUAACAGUUCGAUCCGACACGGAUCUACUUUGGACAAUAUCUAUUAAAAAGCUUCAGACUGGUUGAGAAUUUGUGAUGAGGUGGACAGUGGACGGUGGACAGGCUAUUUUUUCUUCGAAUUCUCUCACACACAUAAAAGCCCAUUCGAUUAAUCUUAGGCAUCUCCAUGUUCAUAAAUAAAUUUUUUGUAAUUUCUUUUACUAUACGUUUAUUGGUAUUUAAUAUGAUUUAUUAUAUGUUUUUCUUCCAA
This is a messenger RNA of Ziziphus jujuba (common jujube), 1436 nucleotides long. RefSeq names its product thiamine pyrophosphokinase 1. Gene Ontology annotation, molecular function: thiamine binding; thiamine diphosphokinase activity; ATP binding. Gene Ontology annotation, biological process: thiamine diphosphate biosynthetic process; thiamine metabolic process. The record is from RefSeq and is a predicted model, not a curated record. Bases 470 to 1252 code for a protein of 260 amino acids. Lineage: Eukaryota; Viridiplantae; Streptophyta; Magnoliopsida; Rosales; Rhamnaceae. The transcript is spliced from 7 exons.